Molecule: messenger RNA, 2706 nt
Organism: Pecten maximus
Lineage: Eukaryota; Metazoa; Mollusca; Bivalvia; Pectinida; Pectinidae
Exons: 2
Coding region: 310-1713 (467 amino acids)
Source: RefSeq, a predicted model, not a curated record
UAAGACAACAUUACCAGAUACAGACAACAUGGAGUAUCUAACCAGGCCAGAACACUGGAUGGUGAUUUGAAUUCUAAUUAUUUGGUUUAGAUUCAAGUUUCUAAAAUUUGAUUUUUAAAUUAAGAGGCUUGUUGUGGUGAUUGUGUGGUACUCUAACCUAUUGGUGAGCGGAGCUUGUUACACACAUGGAAUAGUUUGAAGUGGAGUUACAUUGGAAACAGCAUGGGAUUUAACAUACAAAGUCCUGAUGAAUGUUGAGAUAUGUUAAAGUUGAUAGCACCAAGUGUGUGGAGACGCUAACGAUUGGCCAUGUUACGGGUGUACACCCCCGCGUCGUCACAUCCCACGACAACCGGAAGGAGUCCGCUCACACGUCAAUCACACGCUGACGGCCUCAGACGGCAGAUCGUUGACAUGGUCCAACAGCAGGGCCUGACCACUGCUUUACCGGACACAAUCGGACAGGCCUCUGGACAGACAGAUCCGGCAGACCAGCCAUCGGAACCCGUACCUACACCGGAACCGACCACUGUCAUUUAUCAAAUAAGGAAAAAAGGUGGUAUCGCAAGUACCAAACAAUCAGACGACAAGACCGAUAAGAAAAACGACAAUUUAAAGAAGAUUCAUCUGAAAAUUUUACGUGAGACUAGAGGUCGAGGGUCGCGUUCAUUCCCCGCUAUUGACGAUCAGUUCCGGGAAAGUUCUGGAAAUGACGAAAAUCGAAAGGAUCCGUUUAAGCGGCCAAAAACAAUAGCAGCUGGGGACACUAAGCCGGGUGCUGUUCCAAAAGUUUCCUUCAAGUUAAAUGAGAGUAAACAGCCCUUAAUGGAAUCAUCUACAUCCGGCAUGCAAUCGAAUGUGAAUAAUUCUAUGGAUUCAAAGUAUGAAAUUCGUGGCAGCGCGAUCCGGUCUAGCCGGAACAACAAAUCUGCGCCUGCGUUUCGCUCAUCGGAAGCUUCAAAACGACACAUGACAAUUCAUACGUCACUACAACUGUUUAAACGGAAGUUAAAAAUGAACCACCCUGAUAGCUAUGUACAGCCGAAUGUAAGCACGAACGAUUCGGAUUACGUCAUAAGGAGGGUGCCUCUAAAGUAUGACAGGACGGGUGGGCGGAUAAACUCCAUAACCUCUCCCUCCCCACUGGAGCCUCGACUUCAAGUCAUGACUUCCGUUCCACGGCGUUCAAAAACACCUGUCAACCAGUUAAAUGCUAUGGCGACAGGUACGCUUCUGAGCCGGCCCACAAGCGGAACGGAAACAAGUCAAGUUGGAGAGGAAAAGAAAAUCCGAUGUUCGUACCGGCUUCCAGAUAACUUUAACUGGAGCAAAGAAGUGUCUUUUCGGGACGACACAGAGAUGAUUCCGAACGUCAACACGUAUGUCGUAGAACAAGGUCUAAAAAAGGCGACCCGAAAGUACGACGGUCACGCGACACUUAGCACCCACAAUCUUGACGUUCAUAACGCUCUGACUUCAAACAAUGACCGCAAGGUAAAACUAGGCGAGAGCGAAGAGGAAUUUGACCCACGAUUCGCUCGAUGGUUAGAGGAGUCUAAUAUGACAUAUAAACCUAAUGCGCGCGCACACUCCUCUCCGGGCAUCCGCCUACAUCCGUCUGAACUAGACGUACACGAAGCAGACAAUACUCACUUGCCAAAUGAAGAGAUCAGGUGUAAAACACCUUUCCCAGACAAGUCCACUUCAAAUUGAGUCUAGGUCGACAGCGCAUGUGUUUGUUUACCGAGAACUCUUUCGACAUGGACACCUUCCCGGUGAUGCUGAUUCGGGCCUGUUUGUCCGAACAGUUUUAUUCAGGUAACGAUGCGUCAGUUUAAGUGGGUCGCUAUCGUACAUCUGUGCCUCAUGUUCAUCGCCAUUUCUAGGAUGAAGAACGUCAUCGUUUUGUUCACUCAAUGCUAUAUAAUUAAAGUUGCAGGCUUUUUUUGAGGAGACAGAAAGGAUAUGUUAUUUUGGUAAAAUUAAAUGUAUUUGUUAUGAUAUGUGAUAUCACUGUCAUGGAGUACGUACGGAGAAGUUUUGACAUUUUCUGUUUUGUUAAAUGUAUCGGCAUCGACAGCAUUGUUGUCUAAUGCUUUAUUUUCGCGUGAAUUGAUCACUUAUGAAUGUUUAACUAAACUUAAUGCUAUUUGAUAUUCUUAAUGAAGUUAGCGUAUAUUAUUUUUUGCAAGGAUAUCUGAGUUGUCUCCCUUGGCACGGGUAUCCAAUGUUUCAUACUGCCAAUGUCAAUCUACGCAAAUCAAACACAAUGGCUUGGGGCAAACUUUUAUUUUUGAUAAUGUCUACAUCGGGUUUUAUUUUCUUUUGAUAAUAUAGGUUCCCGAAAACACUUGUUAAUCUCAAUAAUUCAUCCCAUUGUAGACAAGUAAACAUAAGGUUUGACAUAACUAACUAGGAACAAGGGUUCUUUGGUAGAUUUGACAUGGAAAUAAAGGACACAGGUAAGGUUCUAAUGAGGGAAUCCUUGGUGUCAAUAGGAGUAAACAACAAAGGCCUUAAACCAACAGAUCAUGCUGAAGUAAAACUUAUAUGUAUUUAAGUACAGGUGUGACAUGUAAAACUUGUAUGUAUGUAAAUAUUUCAUUAAACAUAUUCCAUUGUGUAUUAUAUAUAUUGUUUUGCUUGAUAGUCCAUAUAUUUGUAUUACAAAUCAAGAGUCAUUGAAUAAAGAGUUAUUCAGGUCCA